This is a messenger RNA of Pipistrellus nathusii (Nathusius's pipistrelle), 1629 nucleotides long. The record is from the annotation of a GenBank genome assembly. NCBI's taxonomy places the organism in Eukaryota, Metazoa, Chordata, Mammalia, Chiroptera, Vespertilionidae.
AUGAGCUCCUUCAGCUACGAGCCGUAUUACUCGGCCUCCUACAAGCGGCGCUACGUGGAGGCGCCGCGGGUGCACCUGUCCGGCGUGCGCAGCGGCUACAGCUCGGCGCGCUCCGCGUACUCCAGCUACUCGGCGCCCGCGUCCUCGCUGUCCGUGCGCCGCAGCUACUCAUCCAGCUCGGGCUCCCUGCUGCACAGCCUGGAGAGCCUCGACCUGAGCCAGGUGGCCGCCAUCAGCAACGACCUCAAGUCCAUCCGCACGCAGGAGAAGGCGCAGCUGCAGGACCUCAACGACCGCUUCGCCAGCUUCAUCGAGCGCGUGCACGAGCUGGAGCAGCAGAACAAGGUGCUGGAGGCCGAGCUGCUGGUGCUGCGGCAGAAGCACUCGGAGCCGUCGCGCUUCCGGGCGCUGUACGAGCAGGAGAUCCGCGACCUGCGCCUGGCGGCCGAGGACGCCACGAACGAGAAGCAGGCGCUGCAGGGCGAGCGCGAGGGGCUGGAGGAGACGCUGCGCGGCCUGCAGGCGCGCUACGAGGAGGAGGUGCUGAGCCGCGAGGACGCCGAGGGCCGGCUGAUGGAGGCGCGCAAGGGGGCGGACGAGGCGGCGCUGGCCCGCGCCGAGCUGGAGAAGCGCAUCGACAGCCUGAUGGACGAGAUCGCCUUCCUGAAGAAGGUGCACGACGAGGAGAUCGCCGAGCUGCAGGCGCAGAUCCAGUACGCGCAGAUCUCCGUGGAGAUGGACGUGUCCUCCAAGCCCGACCUCUCGGCCGCGCUCAAGGACAUCCGCGCGCAGUAUGAGAAGCUGGCCGCCAGGAACAUGCAGAACGCCGAGGAGUGGUUCAAGAGCCGCUUCACCGUGCUCACCGAGAGCGCCGCCAAGAACACCGACGCCGUGCGCGCCGCCAAGGACGAGGUGUCCGAGAGCCGCCGCCUGCUCAAGGCCAAGACCCUGGAGAUCGAAGCGUGCCGGGGCAUGAACGAGGCGCUGGAGAAGCAGCUGCAGGAGCUGGAGGAUAAGCAGAAUGCCGACAUCAGUGCCAUGCAGGACACAAUCAACAAACUAGAAAAUGAGCUGAGAACUACAAAGAGUGAGAUGGCACGCUACUUAAAAGAAUACCAGGACCUCCUCAACGUGAAGAUGGCUUUGGACAUCGAGAUUGCCGCUUACAGGAAACUCUUGGAAGGUGAGGAGACCCGGCUCAGUUUCACCAGCGUGGGAAGCAUAGCCAGCGGCUACUCCCAGAGUUCCCAGGUCUUCGGCCGGUCCGCCUAUGGUGGUUUACAGACCAGCUCCUACUUGAUGUCCGCUCGCUCCUUCCCUUCUUACUACACCAGCCAUGUCCAGGAGGAGCAGAUCGAGGUGGAGGAGACCAUCGAGGCUGCAAAAGCUGAGGAAGCUAAGGAUGAACCCCCCUCUGAAGGAGAAGCUGAAGAGGAGGAGAAGGAGAAGGAAGAGGCUGAGGAAGAGGAAGGAGAGGAAGAGGAAGAAGGUGCCAAGGAAGAAUUUGAGGACGCAAAGGAGGAAGAAGGAGGUGAAGGUGAAGGUGAAGGAGAAGGUGCCCAAGAAGCCGAGGACGAGAAGAAAGAUGAAGGUGCUGGGGAGGAGCAAGCAACCAAGAAGAAAGAUUGA